This is a messenger RNA of Drosophila bipectinata, 8112 nucleotides long. RefSeq names its product hyperpolarization activated cyclic nucleotide gated potassium channel Ih (gene Ih). Gene Ontology annotation, biological process: regulation of membrane depolarization; potassium ion transmembrane transport; sodium ion transmembrane transport. Gene Ontology annotation, molecular function: voltage-gated potassium channel activity. Gene Ontology annotation, cellular component: HCN channel complex; membrane. Lineage: Eukaryota; Metazoa; Arthropoda; Insecta; Diptera; Drosophilidae. The record is from RefSeq and is a predicted model, not a curated record.
AUAAAGAAGAAGCACGAAGAGACGAGGACAAGUGGGAAAGCUGGAGAAUCGGAAGGCAGGACGAAAAUGUAAUAGAGGUCAAAAGAAGCAUUGAUUUAAUGUGUGCACUUCCUCCCACUUUUUUUUCGGGGCUACCUUGUGCUCCUUCCACCUGCGCUACUUCUUACAUUCUCUUCUUCUUCCUUCUCCACCUCCUCUUCUUCUUCUUCUUUGACUUCGUUGUGGGCUCCUUCCACCCACUGCCACUGUGUCCUGUGUCCUGUGCCGUUUUUCAUGCCACCACUGUUGUUGUUGGUGAUUCUGGUGUGUGUGUGUGUGAGUGUGUUAGUGGGUGAGUGCGUGUGUGUCCUCUCUUAAUAUUCGCAUGUGCGUGUGUGUCUCCUUGUCUCCGUUAUAAAUAAUUUGUUUAAAAUUCAUCAAAUCGCCUGACGUUUCAUUCAAUAAAGUUCCAACCUAUACCCCAAACAGACACACACACACACACGCGCAUACGAACAGUCGGAGGCGCACACUCACAUGCCCACCAAUACAUACGAAUGUGUGGCGCCCGUGAAUUGUGUAUGUAUGUGCGAAAAAUGUUGAUGACGAACCACUUACGUCUAUCGCACAACCCACGAAACCAACGAAACCACCACAAACAGCCGCAGCAGCUGAAAAAAUCGCAUAUAACACACCCGCACACACACAAACACACACGUAUAACUAACACCAAUACUAACACAAACAGGGACCUAGGACACACGUACAGUUCAAUAUCCAAUAAGAAACCAAGCAUAAUUACAUAAUCAAAUAGAACUACUUGCAAAAAAAAAAACAAAAAUAGAAAACAACAACAAGGGACAAAAUCGAAUAUAAUAAAUAAAAUAAAAAUUGAAAUCAAACUAAGGGAAAAGCGGAAGCCAGCGACAAAAAAAAACAAGGACAACUCCAAGUGCAGAAUUAUUUAAUCAACGUCAGCAAGUCGGCCUGGAAACGCCUAAACGCAGAACAAAAAAAAAAACAAAAAGGACACGCGAUUUCCAAAAAUAGAAAGUAAUGAUAAAAAACCAAAAAUAAAAAAAACCAAAGUACCUGCAACAAUGAAAUUGAGCAAAUUAUAAGCGCAUAGCCCAACCAAAAAAAAUAAAAACUCGAGCAUAAAAAUUACUUUUAAAAAUAUACAAAAAGGACACUCGCUAUAUACAAAAGAACAAAAGAAAAUUCAAAAAACCAAGUGCUAUAGAUAAAGUCUAAUCCAUAACAAAAAAAUAAAACACAUAGACCGUAGUUCGUUGCCGUUUGUUCACCGCUGGACGAUACCGAUACCCAAGGAUAUAUAGAGCCCAAGGAUAUAGAGCGUAAUACCCCGUUGAGAUAGAGUAAUGGAACUAACCUCGUAGUUUGUAGACAGUGAGACGAGCGUCUCCGCCCGUAGGAAAGCAAAUCAAAUAACCGCAACAUAAACGCACUUAACGACUAACUAAAACUACCAAGUAGUUGCCUCUCUAUAUACAAAAUAUAUAUACAUAUACGAUAUAUAUACACCUACGAUAUAUAUACAAGAUACCUAGCUGUAGCCGCGAAUGCGAAUUACUUAUAUAGUUAAUAAAAAAAACAAAAACCAAAACAACACCAGUCUGUAAAUCUACCUGUAUGGAUUUAUUUUUAUAAUGCCGAUAGAGCGAAGCCCCAUUCCCGAGCUCCCAAAUUCCUGAGCCUUUAUCCUUGUUACCGUUGUCGUUAUUGUUGUUGUUGCCCUCGACCUAGGCCUUUUCCGAAAAUUGCAUCUAAAUAAGUAACGAGGGCGAUUAAUGCAUUAAUUGGGUGACGAAGGCCGAAGAACGCCCAAGGAUCCGGGUCCGGACUCCUUGUUUCACCUGGCACGUGUCGGAUACACACGCAGCACAGAGAGAUAGGCCGCAGGACACAGAACACAGGACGAAUUUCGAGCUGCCUGCUUUUGGGUUUCCCUUGACGUAACUCCGCCUUAACUCGCAUAGCUUCCAUUUGCCUCAAAAGCCACACAGAAAAAAAAAGCACAAAGCGAAAAAAAAACUUAAUAUAUUAUAUAAAGCGAAAAAGCAACCGCAAAGCCAAAACGCGGUGCGUUCGUUAAACUUUCAUGACCAAACAUUAACUUAAGAGCAGGGGAGCGGUGGCUGUGGAAGGACAACGACUACGAGAAGGCAAAGGAUACUGAGCACUAAGCUGUCGUCAUCAUCCAUAAUCCCCCCCGCGUCAGCUAGUUUGUUUUUUUGUGAUAAAUUAUUCAACGAUCCGGACUCCGGAUUCCGAUCCUGCCCACCCUGUCCACACUUCAGCUCCAGGAUACAGAUCCAGUUCCAGUUUCACUUCCAUAACCAGGCCCCACCAUCACAUCUGUACUCCACCAACCGAAAUAUAGCUACAAUAACUAUACCGUAGAGGAUAAAACGACAUUUAUAAUCCAGAGUACAAACGAAUAACCCCAAAAAAAUAAUAAUAAUAAUAACGAAAUAAAGAAGCGCUGUAAACUAAAACUAAAACCAACCUAUAAAUAGUAACAUAUGGUAUUAUUAUACACGCAACUCAAACAAGAAAACAGAUAAAAAGCAGAUAAAACCGACAAAAAAAACGAAAAGUGAAGAACCAUAAGCAAUACAAGCAGUGCUGUUGACUAUUUUAGAGGCUACCUUUUAGAGAGAUACCCUACGAACCUACGAACCUACGACGUUACUUAACAAGACACCUUUGAACCCACCAGAGAGAACCUAAAACCUAACCUAAAACAUAAAUCCACUAAAGUCUAAAACCCCAAAAAUCCAGUAAACUCAUAUGGAUGAGCGAUGUGGAGCGAGUGAGACAGCCAGAGCGUAGUAACACAACGAAAAGCAAUUUAUUUUUGUUUAUCUGUGUAUUAGUUAAUGCCAAAAAUCGAAACGGAAGUUGCACCCACACUUGCAACACCCCAAAAAAACACCUGCAACACCUCGUAUACACCCCGAACCACACACAAGCAUACUUACUAUAUAGUAUGCACGUACAUAUAUAAACGAAACAUGACAAGGCCGGGAACUGAAGCGGGCAUUGCGAGGCCUCUACGGCGCCAAUAGCACGGAGUACGGCGAGAGCACCGACAUCAUAAAAAAACCAAGCCCAAGUCCCCAGAACCCUCGAUUUCAACGACAACCAGACACCCAACAAGCCGAUACUAUUCGUUAGCCUAGAGCGAGUGGAGGUUCGAUGUGGCUCGGAUUUGGAUUCGGAUUCAAGUGUCGGUGGUGACGUGACAUCGCAGGGAGCGGCAGUGGACGUGGACGUGGUCGUGGUCGUGGACGCGGACGUAGGCGAGGACGAGGACGUGGCAACGGCGGAGGCGUGGCUCCAAGAAAAUGCACGUUAAACACACUCAGCGCCGAGUCAGCGGCCCUGGAGCCUUCGGAACCUUUACCAACGAUCAACGAGCCAGCCGCGACAACUUGUGCCCGGACAGUCGCGAUCAGCAGCAACGGCACUCCCACUCGCAGCAGCACCUGGUGCGCCAGUCCCUGGUGAGUCUCUCCAACGGCCAGCAGGCGUCCGAUGAGCAGCAGCACCCGCAGCAGCAGCAGCAUCGCCACCACCAGCAACCGAAUCUCCACCAGCAACAGCAACACCAGCAGCAGCAGCUGCAACAGUUGCAACAACGACAGCGCAGCAGCAGCAGCCGGCUCUCGACCAGCGGCAUCUCCAAGCAGAACUCCAGCGACAGUCGGAGCGGCCUCCGGAUCCUCGACAGCAGCCACAGUCCGGUGAGCUGUGGGACGCAGAGCGUCAGUAGCACCGGUGGCCAGUCUGUGGCGCUCUACGAUGCCUGCCACGAGUACUCGCGCAGCUUAAGUGCCGCCGCCUCCGAGGGAGCUUCAGCCGGAGCUGGGGCAGGCAGCUCCCUGCUCAAGAGCCACUACAGCGACCAGCAGUUGGCCCAGACGGAGCCAGACCCUGAUCCGGACCCAGACCCCGAAAGAGAUAGGGACAGGGACCGAGAUAGGGAACGGGAGCGACGUCAUCUGACCAACCUCAACUUGAAUCUGAGCAGCGAGUACGACUUCAGUGGCAGCGAUAAGCAGCAGCUGGUGAACGAGACGUACAUCUUCAAGUGCAUCGCCAACAGCCCCUCGUUCCUGCGCACCAACAAGAUCAAGGAGCAGUCCAAGAAGCUGCGCAAUCUCUCCCUGAAGACGCGCACGGCCAAGAAGAAGGGCCAGAUCAUCAGCAAGUCGAACGCCGUGUCGGACAACUCGCUGCAUCCGGGCGACAAGUAUCUGAACUUGUACCUGGUGGAAAAGAAGCAUUCGCUGCAGCCGCAGGUGGCCUCCACUUCGCAGCAGCCACAGCAGCAAUCUAGCUCGGCGCCAGCCAGCUCCUCCUCGGCAUCCGUAUCCUGCGCAUCAAGAUCCCAGCAGUUGCCGGCCUUAUCCGCGGUAGCUGCCCGCCAGCAACAGCUUCUGCUGAACGGAUCCCUCAAAGGGAAGACCAGCAGCAGCGGAGGCAGCGGUAGCGGUAGAGAGGCGUCCAAGACCCUGCCCGGACAUCGGGGGUCUGUGAGGAGCGAGAGCGGGAGCGUCGCAGGUAGCAGCCACACGAUUCCGGCGACGGGCAAGAAUCCUCCGGUGCCGCACUCGCUGGCGGCCAAGAUCAACAGCAGCAGCAGCAGCGGCGGGGGAAAGAACUGCAACCUGCUCAGCGCCAGCAGCAACUCAUGCCACAAGCUGCAUGCCCAAGGCCACGGAGCAGGUGCAGGAUCGGGACUGGGACUUGGAUUGGGACUGGGACUCGGCCACGGAUCUGCCACAGCGGCGGCCGUCUCGCCCAAAAGCUCGGUGAGCAGCAACGGACACCUGAACAAGUACUGCCUCACGGAUCUCACCCGGCGCAAGGCCGAGUUCAAUCGCCAGCUCAGCGCGCCCACGGACUAUACUCGCCACUCCUCCAGCAACGGGUCGCAGCAGGAGCAGGAGCCGGAGCAGGAGGGCUCCUCGGAGGCCCACGAGCCCGUCGGCGAGUCAACCAUCACCGUUGCCAGUGCCGGAGUGACCUAUCCGUAUCCGUAUCCGUACAACAGCAACCAACACCACCACCACCACCACCACUACCAGCCGCACUCCUCGGCCACCGCGCCGGCCAAUCUCAAGGCGGCGCUCCAGCUGCACAGCUUCGGGGCCCAGGGUCACCAUCCGGGGCCGUAUCCCUCCUCGAGGCCCACCUCCACCUCGUGCACCAACAGCUUCAAUCGCCGCCACAUCCGGCGGCACAAAGGCAAGCUCGGCGAUCGCUUGCUGAGCGGGGAUAGUGAGGAAUCGGUGCGCUGCUCCUACUGCUCGGUGCUGAAUGUGAACGAGAACGAUCUUCGCAUUUCGUUCGAGAACACCUGCACCGACUCCCUGGUCACCGCUUUCGAUGAUGAGGCCCUGCUAAUAUGCGACCAAGGAACCGAAAUGGCAAGGACAAAGGUACACUUUGAUGACGUGUCGUUGUACGGCACUCCGAAAGAGGAGCCCAUGCCCAACAUACCGAUCGUGUCGGAAAAAGUCUCUGCGAAUUUCCUAAAAAGUCAAUUGCAAUCAUGGUUCCAGCCAACGGACAACCGACUGGCCAUGAAACUGUUUGGCAGCCGAAAGGCACUGGUCAAGGAGCGAAUACGUCAGAAAACUUCCGGGCAUUGGGUCAUACACCCGUGCAGUUCAUUCAGGUUUUACUGGGACCUUUGCAUGCUUUUAUUAUUAGUAGCAAAUCUUAUUAUCCUGCCAGUCGCAAUAUCAUUCUUCAACGAUGAUCUGAGCACACGAUGGAUUGCCUUCAACUGCCUAAGUGAUACUAUUUUUUUAAUAGAUAUUGUAGUCAAUUUUAGAACAGGAAUUAUGCAACAAGACAACGCUGAACAAGUAAUAUUGGAUCCAAAGCUUAUAGCUAAACACUAUUUAAGAACUUGGUUUUUUCUCGAUUUGAUUUCGUCGAUACCGCUAGAUUAUAUAUUUUUAAUUUUCAAUCAAAUUAUGAAAUUGCAGGAUUUCUCUGAUUCUUUUCAAAUAUUGCAUGCCGGACGAGCCCUGCGCAUCCUGCGCCUGGCCAAGCUCCUCUCCCUGGUCCGCCUCCUGAGGCUCUCCCGUCUGGUGCGCUACGUAUCCCAAUGGGAGGAGGUCUAUAUUCUGCAGAAUCUACAGAAAAAAAGUGCUGAUCGCAGAGGGAGAAUGCACAGAAAAGACAAAGAUGGCUUGACAAAAAGCAACCUAAUUCUCAAGUUCCUCAAUAUGGCCUCGGUUUUCAUGAGGAUCUUCAAUUUAAUUUGCAUGAUGCUCCUGAUCGGCCAUUGGAGCGGUUGCUUGCAGUUCUUAGUGCCAAUGUUGCAGGGUUUUCCAUCCAACUCCUGGGUCUCCAUCAACGAGUUGCAGGAAUCCUACUGGCUGGAGCAGUAUUCGUGGGCGUUGUUCAAGGCCAUGUCGCAUAUGUUGUGCAUAGGCUACGGCAGAUUCCCACCACAAUCACUGACAGACAUGUGGCUGACGAUGCUAUCGAUGAUAUCGGGCGCCACGUGUUACGCCUUGUUCCUCGGUCAUGCGACCAAUCUCAUCCAGAGCUUGGACUCCAGCCGGCGUCAGUAUCGCGAGAAGGUCAAACAGGUGGAGGAGUAUAUGGCCUAUCGGAAGCUGCCUCGGGAUAUGCGGCAACGCAUUACGGAAUACUUUGAGCAUCGGUACCAGGGUAAAUUCUUCGAUGAGGAGUUGAUUCUUGGCGAGUUGAGCGAGAAAUUGCGCGAGGAUGUCAUCAACUACAACUGCAGAUCCCUCGUGGCGUCAGUGCCUUUUUUUGCUAAUGCCGAUUCGAAUUUCGUUUCCGACGUAGUUACCAAACUGAAAUACGAAGUUUUCCAACCAGGUGAUAUUAUCAUAAAGGAGGGUACGAUCGGUACAAAGAUGUACUUCAUACAGGAGGGCGUGGUGGACAUUGUCAUGGCCAACGGCGAGGUUGCCACCUCACUAUCGGAUGGCUCUUACUUCGGUGAGAUCUGUCUGCUGACCAAUGCGCGUCGUGUGGCCAGCGUGCGAGCCGAAACCUAUUGCAAUCUAUUCUCGUUGAGCGUGGAUCAUUUCAAUUGCGUUCUGGACCAGUAUCCGCUGAUGCGCAAGACCAUGGAGACUGUGGCCGCCGAGCGGUUGAACAAGAUUGGCAAGAAUCCGAACAUAAUGCAGCAGAAGGACGAGCAGCUGAGCAACCCGGAGUCCAACACAAUAACGGCUGUGGUGAAUGCCUUGGCUGCCGAGGCGGAUGACUGCAAAGAUGAUGACAUGGAUCUCAAGGAGAAUUUACUGCAUGGGUCAGAGUCGAGCAUUGCUGAGCCGGUGCAGACGAUACGCGAGGGUCUCCCCCGACCGAGGAGCGGCGAGUUUCGCGCUCUCUUCGAGGGCAACACUCCAUGACACUGAGGCACGAUGCAGAUCGUCGGCGCCUCCGGGCACCGGGCAACCAUCUGAAACUGAAACCAGCAGUUCGCUAGACACUCACUCACCCAACAGCAAAAAUUGAUGAAUGAAACCGACACACACACUCAACAACACACAGGACUCCAAAACACACACAGACACACACCAACACAUGCGUAUAUAAUAAUUUAGUAAAAAAGGAACCCCAAGACGCGAUAAGAGUACACUAAUAAAAAAAAGAAUCAAUUUAUGGUAGACACUCUAUAUAUGCAAUUGCGAUUUAGUAGAAAACGUAUUAAAAACGAAAAAAAAUUCCAAAAAAAACAACAAAAAAACAAAAACAAUUACACAAAAAUGUCCUCAAUAAUUAUUCAUAAUUUCAGCUCCGCUAACUGUGAUGACUUUAAUAUAAGAAUCGAAAAAAGAAAAUUAACAAAAAAAAAAAGAGAAAACGAGUACAUACAGAGAUAAAUUAUACGAUAUAUAGAGAAGAACUCAGCAACUCAGCAGACAGAUCAGAAUCAGAUUCAGAAUCACAACCACACAGAUACAGCCCACAGCCAUAGAGGAGUUUGCCAAACACCCACAACACCCUCACACAAACACGCAAAAAAAAAAAAAAACAUUUAAAAAGUAAAAUCUACAAAUAAGUUUUAUGCCCACGAUAUUGUAACGUUAACGAAGUGAAUAGACU